This is a messenger RNA of Acaulospora morrowiae, 1449 nucleotides long. The record is from the annotation of a GenBank genome assembly. Lineage: Eukaryota; Fungi; Glomeromycota; Glomeromycetes; Diversisporales; Acaulosporaceae.
AUGGCUACCUUAAAUAAAAAGAAUAAUACACUCGCUAAAGCUCUUACCGAACUCUCUAAUCCCGCACCGAUCGAUGUUGACCCCGAAGAAUUUGGAGAGACCUUUCGCACAUAUGAUUUCGAUCAAAAUGACAGUGGUGAAGAAAAUGAAAAGUUAGAUAGUAGUUCUUUAGGGAGAGAUCACUAUGUUCAAGUAGGCAAGAGUUCACUUCGUAAUCUACAAUUUGUCCUGGAUGAUCCAAAUGAUGAAGAAAGUGAGAAUGGAGAUCUGGAUGAGAUUGGUUCUUCAGAUGCAGCAGGAGAUUUAUCUAAUGAUGAGGAUGAUGUCGGAAAUUCUGAAUUUGACCGGGAAAGUGAUAUGCCAUUAAAUAAGGAUCCAUCUGUCUUGGAUGAAUUAAGAAAGAUAGAAGAAGACGAGAGGCAUUUGCUUAAAAAAAUUUCACGAAGCGCCAAAGAAGAUAUCACCAAGGGACGCCACGUUAAGACUCAAAUCAAUUUGUGGGAUACAUUCCUGGACACUCGAAUUCACUUACAGAAAGCGGUUUCUAUUGCGAAUAAGCUCCCACAACCCAACAUGUAUUCACAUUAUCUCACGACGGAAACUGAGUCUGUAAUAAAGGAGACACAAGAUGAGCUAAGAGGACUUGUCGAUUCACUUGUUGAUUUAAGAAAAGAUUUAUAUCGUGAGAAUGAAAUUGUGGAAAUUAAUGAGAAUGUUGCGAAUAGCCGUAAACGACACCAAGAGGAUGACGACUACGCAGAAUAUCUAUGGAAGGACAUACAAGAAAUGCAUAACAUGUUCUUACCGCACCGUACUCAGAUUAUCGAAAAAUGGAAUAAUAAGGUUCAAAUCGCGUCUGGCAUACCGCUUAACAAAAAGUUCAAAGCCAUUAACCAGAGCGCCAAUGUCCAAAUAGAACAAGCCUUGGGUGAUCGGGAAAGGCUAGUUAAGAGAACUCAAUUAAAAAGAAAUUCAGAUAAAAUACUGGGAAAGGAUGAACAAAAAUUGCAAGAUAAUGAUGAUUCGAAAAAACACGAUGAACAACUAUUUAACUAUGAUUUAGAGAUAUUUGAUGACACGGAUUUUUAUCAACAAUUAUUACGUGAAUUGAUUGAAAGUCGAAUGAUUGAUACAGAUGAUCCAGUUGCUUUUACCAUGCGUUGGGCAGCCCUGAAACAAACGAAGCAGAAAAAGAAAAAAGUUGAUACGAAAUCAAGUAAAGGUCGUCGGAUGAGAUAUCACGUGCAAGAGAAAUUGCAAAAUUUCAUGGUCCCGAUACCAGCUGGAACGUGGCAUGACGACAUGAUCGAUGAAUUGUACACAUCGCUAUUGGGAAAGAACUUUAAUGACGGAGUAGACGUAAAUGAUAAUGAAGGAGUUCAGCUUGAACGAGAACACAAUGAUAGUAACAUAGAAUCUGGAUUAGAUGGACUGAGAAUUUUCGGAUGA